AGCUGUCCCCGUCGGAAUCCAGCUGGCUGUGGCUUGAGGACCACCUCGCAAUGGCCAUGGAGUACUCGGACAAGCUCACGCCUCGCAGUGCGGCUCAGACUCUUCAAGACUACCAGGACAACCAUCAGAUCGAGCUGUUCAUGCAGGAAAUGCUGAGUGUCGUAUGCACGCUCCUCCCAGAAGACCCCUAUGAGUACAUGAUGAAUCAUGUUGUGUCAAAUCGCCCGGCACCACCACCAGCAGAGAGCCAGCUGUGUGGCAGUGGUGCACUAUGGGUCCUUCUGCGAGAUGGAGAUCCACAGAGUGCUGAACAUUGGCGUUUGCGACGCUGCUGGCUGACAGGAAAAGGAAGCUUCUGCAUCAGCACGGAGCCAGCAAGUGUCACGAGAGAAGGUGAUAAAGUCAAGAUGAAGGCGCCCAGAAACACAGCCUCGGCCACUCAUCCCAUCGAAGUGGGUGGCUCCUUUCGUGAACUGGAUGACUCAGAAGCUGCCCGACCCUUCGCGUUUACGUUGGUCACUGGUGGGAAGGAGUUGUUUUUGGCUGCUGGCUCUGAGGAACAGAGGGACGAAUGGUUCAACCUCUUGGGGCACUUUGCAGAUGCAGACCGCAGGAAAGGGCCACUCCCCAAGAGCAGCAUUGUCUCCCCGCGCAGUGGUGGAACGCAGGUGGUGGAUGCCAUUGGUCUAACUGACAUCCCCAUGCGGCCCACCGUGAAAGAUCCGGUGAAAGUUCAGCCCAGCCAGGGCACCCGUGACCCGGCAAAGACCUUGAAGCCGAUCUUGAAGACCAGGCCAUCACAGAUGGAGUCAGGAAAGGUCCCUGCGAUUCGAAUUCCGAGACGUUUGCCCAAUGAUCCCAUGGAGGCCUGUGGAGAUAGCACCCGCAGAAGCUCCAUCCGUUUCAAUGACGAUGUCGAGAGACGUGAGUUCCAGGUUUCUCGGGCAGAUCCGGUUCCUGCCAACAUGCGAGCGCAUGAGAGUCGGAAGAAACCUUCUCUUGGGACUGUGAAAGCCAGGACAGGGGAUGGUCAGGAAGUGGUGGUGAGACCAAAACCCAAAGCGCCUCCAAGUCCAAAGGGAGACGAAGCGCAGACGGUUCUCGCGUCACCUCACAGUGAGAUACUGGAAGGUGAAAUCGGCAAGAACAUCGUGAAGGAUAUGCUGAGAGAAGUUGCCAGCCCAAAACCAGACCGGGAAAGCGAAAUCGCUGAUGAUCCCCUGUCGCCUGCAGGCGUUGCGGCUGCAAGUCUCGUGGAUGAUCUGAUUGCAGAGACUCAAGGCCGAGAAAGCAUUGUUCCCAGCGCACGGUCUUCUGCCAGCCCUGGUGAAGCCAUUGGCGAAAUCGCAGCAGGUAUGAUUGAUUCCAUGAUGUUGGACCCCAUCAUUUCCAUCAUGGACGAACCUAUGGAUCCUGCCAUGCUGCUCUUCGGUGAAACUCCAGCCGACACACCAGCUCAUGCAGAUACUCUUCGCCUGCCGCCGGGCAACGAGUUUGUUGAGGGUUCCGGGAAGGAAUGGCUGGCGGAGGAAAUGAGAAAGAUCGAAGAGUUACGUCAUCAAGCCCAACAAGAGUUGGAUGCUGCAGAACGCAACCACCGAAGUGCUGAAGAGAAAGCCAAACAAGCGGGGGAACGCUGGAGAAACGACGAACUUCAGAAGUUGGAGCAACUGCGACUGCAGGCGCAGAGGGAACUGUCGGAGGCAGAACAGGCACAGCGUCGCACCCGCGAAGAGAUCGAGAAGGCCGGUGAAGCCUGGCGUGCGGAACGGCUCAAGGACAUUGAAGAAUUGCGGCGCUUGGCACAAAAGCAACUGGAUGAGGCGAAGGAGGUAGGUGAGUUGACUGCAGCUGAAGUGAAGAGGGCCGAAGAGCGGAGGGAACAAGUGCGAAAGGAAUUGGAAGAAAAACGUAAAGCCUUGGACGAAGAAGUUCUGGAAGAGAUCCGAAGACAGGCGCGGAGCGAGAUGCAGGAUUCCGAGGCAGCGCGCAUCGCGCAUGAACUGCAGGAGAGAGCGCAAAAGGAGAUGCGCGAUGCUGAGGAAGCGCAAAGAAAAGUCAUUGAAGCUGCACAAAAAGCAGGGGAUGAGUGGAAGGCAGAAGAGAUGCGCAAAAUUUCCGAGCUUCGAAAAGCGGCUGAGAAGGAGUUGGCCGAAGCCGAAGAAGCUCAGAAGAAGGCAGCGGAAGCUGCGCGACGAGCCGGAGAGGAGUGGAAGACCGAAGAGCUGCAAAAAGUUGAGGAUCUCCGUAAGCAGGCGGAGAAAGAGCUGGCAGAGGCUGAGGAAGCUCAGCAGAAAGCCGCCGAAGCUGCAGCGCGUGCGGGUGAAGAGUGGCGAUCCCCAGACCUCCAGCGGUUAGAAGAGCAGCUCCAACAAGCUCAGAAGGACCUUGAAGUUGCGAAGCAAGUGGUUGAAGCUGCUCGGGGCAGCACUACAGCGCCCGAGUCGGAAGAACUGGAUGCGAUCCGCGCCAUCAGGCAGAAGGCAGAAAGGGAGUUAGAACUGGCGCAGGAUGCCCAUCGGAAAGCUCGAAGGUGUAAAAGACAGGCCCAGCAAGAGCUGGAGUCUGCCCGACUCCAUGUGGCAAGGGAAAAGGUGGCGGAAGAAAACCGGAAAGCUGAAGAGCUUCGAAUUCAAGCUGAGAAGAUCAAAAAAGAGGCAGAAGAAGCUCAUCGACAGGCUGAGGCAAUGCGUCAACAGGCCAGGCAAGACCUGGAAGCUGCCAGACGAGAAGUGCCUGACGUACCUCAACUACCCUUGGAGCAAAAUCGAAGCACAAUCAUUGCAACCCAAGGCGAAGAGUUGACAUCCAGAAGCAUGGGACGACUUUCGGCAACCCAAAGCGAGAUUUAUCGUGAUGUUUUCAAUGAUGCUGCUGUGAGUCUGGUGGCGGACAUCUUCUCAGAAUCUAUCACAGCAGCAGAGGAAGCAAAGAAGAAGGCAGCUGCCGAGAAAUCUCGCCAACCUGUGCGGACUGACAAGGGAGAUGAUGACUGGACAGUUAUAAGUGUUCAAGCCACAAAUUUCUCCGAUGCCGUCGCAGAGAAUCUUUCCAAUGAUGUGCUGCGUCGUAUCAUUGGUUCCAGUGUGGCAACGGAGGAUGAUGAGGAUGCGACCGUGCGCAGACGGGCCAGAAUGCAGGCAGAUCUGAUCCAGGAAGAAGCCCGAAGGGCGGCGGCCAAAGAGGAUCAGGAUGCCUCCACAGCAAUGGUGGAAGCUGACGAGUGGAUUCGGGUUGCUGAGGAAAACAUGAGAAAUGCAUUGGAACUGGCGCAGAGAGCCCUACUUGUAGCCCAAGGAAAAGAGGUACCCAGCGAGCCAAGAGCAUCAGAGACAGGGAGUAAGGCCAUGGAGAGUCACGUGGCAGUUCAACGCGUCACCAACGACUUGCUGGGACAAAUACUGGGUGCACAUGUGACCGGAUCUGAAGCUUCUGACGCCAUUGACAUGUCAGAGGUGGGUGCUCCCAUGGAGGAUUUGAUGCUGCUGGUCUUUGACACCUUGGAUUACAACAGCCUGAACCAUCCCAUUUUUAUCGACCAGCUACUGUCCACCUUGCGCAGCCUGGGGCUGGCUGAGAAGCACGCCUCAUCUCUGCAGAUCAAGUUGAGCCCUGGCAGCGUGAUGGCUGAGAUCUUUGGUCCUCCAGCUGUCAGGAAGCAUUUGGAGGCAGUUCCGCUGCAGUAUGUGGAGGUCAUGGGCUGCUAUGCCCGGAAGUUGCCGCGAGCCCCGCCAAGACCGAAGCAGAGUAGACCAGUGAGCAGCUUGUCAGAUGCCACCGUGCUCUCGGCAGAUUCCAGCCGACAUAUGGAAACUCAAGCCAAUCAGCUGCUGAAUAUGUGGCUUGAGACGCCCAAGUCGGAUGCUUUAACGACCAGGUCUGACAUGGAUACCAUUGCAAACCAAAUGGUGAGCCAUUUUGUCGCGACUGGCCCUCAAGAAUCUGCUCGGCAGGCCAUUUUGGCAGCCAAAGCAAAGGCCAAACAGCACGAGGAACCAGAGGUUGUUGAGGACUUCCAUGAGGAACAAGUUCCAGCUGCCCAACAGGUGGCAGCUAGCACCACAGAGGCCCUGAUCCGUGCUGCCCCUUUGCAGGCAGUGAAGCAAGAUCUCGAGCCCGCAGUUGAGCCAGAGACACCCAGAUCGGUGGCUCAAACUGAUACUCAUCAGUCAAAUGUUCCCUAUGUGAUUCAUGCCACUGACCUAGCCACCCAUGCUGUGACGCGUGCCAUGAUCAGUGAAUGCCCCACUUCGGUGGUGGUGUCAGAAGCUGGCUCGCCACAUCCUGAGCAUCAGCAGUUGGAGGGCUUCAUCCAAGACACCAUUGGCAGGUCCACUGAGGCAGCAGCUGCAGAAACGGAGAUCAUCCCAGAGGAAGGCGUUGUGCAGCCCUUUGUGUCAGAGUUGGCGCAAGACAUGACACAGGAGGCAGUUGACAAUUUGGACACCCAACCAACACAACCCACCCAACCGACCCAACCAACGCAACCCACGCCACCUGAGAUUGAAGAGGCAGCUGCUGUGGGGGCUGGAGAAGAAGAAGCAGCAGCUGCUGCUGCGAAGGCGAAAGCUGCUGCAGAUGUGAUGGAACCACAAGUGACAGAGGUGGCAACAGCAGAGGGCGGAAAGGCAGAACCUGCAAAAGAUGUACAGGAGCAUGAAGAGGAACCCCAGGAACCUGGCACCCCUGUGUCAGUGGGUGCCACAAGCUACUCACUCCUGUGCGACUCCUAUGCUGCAGACGCUGCAAAUAGAACUUUGGAGAACGUCUUAGCUGCAGACAUGGCUCAAGAAGAGCAUGAGCAACAAGCGCAAGAAGCAGAAGAUGUAGCCAAGCCAAAACAACAAGAGGAAGAGAGUCAGCCACAGGACCAUGCAGGCCCUCCAGCCCCUGCGCUUCCAGUAGAUGACACAGCAGAUCAUGUUCAACAACAUGAAGCGGAGGAAGAAACACCUGUGUCAGUGGGUGUUGCCAGCCAAUCGUUGGCGUGCAUUUCUUAUGCAGCUGACAUUGCCACCAAGGCGGUGGACUAUGCAAUGGCCAGUGAGGAGGCAGCAUCUGAUGUCAUGAGGCCUAUCUCUGCAGCGAUCACUGAGCCCGAGCCUGCAGAGCCCACAGAGCCUGCAGAGCACGCAGAGCAUGCGGAUGUGGCUCUGGAAGUUACUGAGGAGGUCUUCACCAAUGUGCACGAACCCAGGGAGGUGGAUCUUGCUUCACCUUCUGCCCCCGAGCGGCCUGAGCAUCCCAGUGAGCCAGUGCAGCCGAGAGUUUUAGCUGAUGAUCGACGACCCAGCACUCCUGUGUCAGUUGGGGCUGCCAGCAACUCCCUCAUGUGCGAUUCCUAUGCAGCUGACAUUGCUCACAGAACCAUGGAUUAUGCCUUAGCCCAAGAUGUCGGCCAGCAAGGACAGGCUCAAUCAGAGCAAUUUGCUAGUGCAGCGGUAGCAACUCAAGAAGCUGUCAUCAAACCGGCCGAGAAGCAAGCAGAUGUUCCAGCCGUUCAACCAGCAGAGAAGCCAGCAGA
This is a messenger RNA of Cladocopium goreaui, 5524 nucleotides long. The record is from the annotation of a GenBank genome assembly. NCBI's taxonomy places the organism in Eukaryota, Dinophyceae, Suessiales, Symbiodiniaceae.